AUGGCUAAAGUCAAGGCUAAGGAACUGCGAGGCAAGAAGAAGGAAGAGCUUCUGAAGCAACUUGAUGAUUUGAAAAAGGAGUUGCAAAUCUUGCGUGUGGCUAAAGUGACAGGGGGUGCUGCAGCUAAGCUGGGCAAGAUCUACACAGUACGAAAGUCUGUUGCCCGCGUGCUCACAGUCAUCAAACAGACACAGAAAGACAACUUGCGCAAAUUUUACCGCAAGAAAACCCACAAGCCCAAGGAUCUCCGCCAGAAGAAGACCAGGGCCCUGCGCCGUGCUCUCACACCGUAUGAGUUGUCCCUGAAGAGCAAGAAGGAGCUGAGGAAACAGCGACUUUACCCUCUGAGGAAAUAUGCUGUCAAAGAAUAA
Candidula unifasciata is the source of this 372-nucleotide messenger RNA. The record is from the annotation of a GenBank genome assembly. Lineage: Eukaryota; Metazoa; Mollusca; Gastropoda; Stylommatophora; Geomitridae.